AUGGGCUUGGAUAUAAUGAAGAACAAGCAGUACAGCAUGUCGGGUCGGGCAGAUAAUGAAUAUGAUUAUGAAGAUGGUUCAGGAAAAACGACUCAAAGAAAAAGGGGAAGUAAUGAUGAUAAGCUAUCUGGGAGGGAUAUUCGUCCAAGGCGUAUGGCAACUCAGGAAGAACGCUGCUUCUUUUGCUUUGAAAAUCCUAACAGGCCAAAACAUCUGACUGUGUCAAUAGCAAAUUGCACAUAUUUGAUGCUGCCUCAGUGGCAGCCUGUGGUUACGGGCCAUUGCUGCAUUUUACCUAUUUCACAUGAAUCAGCCACAAGAAGUGUGGAGAAAACUGUUUGGGAGGAAAUUCGCAACUUCAAGAAGUGUCUGAUUAUUAUGUUUGCAAAGCAAGAGAAAGAUGUGGUUUUUCUUCAAACAGUUGUGGGCUUGGCAAAACAACGUCGCCAUUGCUUGAUUGAGCGCGGUUCAUUUUCGCUUGUUGUUGAGUUGGCUAUUGAUGAAGCAGAGGAAGAAUGGAGCCAGCACAAUUCAAAAAACCUGAUAGAUACAAAGGAUGACGACAAUUUCAAUGUGAUCAGAGGCAUGUUACAGCUAGCUGAGGAAGAUAUGCAUCGGCGACGUAGAUACGAAUCCGUUGAGGUGCAAAAGCAGGCUGUAGCAAACUUCUUACAAGAUUGGGAGCCUUUUGACUGUUUAUUACUAUAUGGUAAACUAUAA
This is a messenger RNA of Cucurbita maxima (winter squash), 720 nucleotides long. Its product is annotated as CWF19-like protein 2. Lineage: Eukaryota; Viridiplantae; Streptophyta; Magnoliopsida; Cucurbitales; Cucurbitaceae. Gene Ontology annotation, cellular component: post-mRNA release spliceosomal complex. Gene Ontology annotation, biological process: mRNA splicing, via spliceosome. The coding region runs from base 1 to 720 and encodes 239 amino acids. The record is from RefSeq and is a predicted model, not a curated record. The transcript is spliced from 5 exons.